Messenger RNA from Cyanistes caeruleus (blue tit), 3748 nucleotides. It is a transcript of the gene HABP4, whose product is annotated as hyaluronan binding protein 4. Gene Ontology annotation, molecular function: RNA binding. The record is from RefSeq and is a predicted model, not a curated record. Gene Ontology annotation, biological process: positive regulation of RNA splicing; positive regulation of translational initiation. NCBI's taxonomy places the organism in Eukaryota, Metazoa, Chordata, Aves, Passeriformes, Paridae. Gene Ontology annotation, cellular component: cytoplasm; nucleus.
AUGCAGGAGAACUUCGGGUGCUCCGUCGCCAAUCGCUUCUACCAGCUCCUGGACGACGAGUCGGACCCUUUCGACGUCCUGCGCGACGCCGAGCGCCGCCAGCAGCAGAAGAAGAAGCGUGACGAGGCGGCGGCCGCUGCCAGGAGAGCCGUGCCCGGCGGGCGGGCGGGCGGCGGCAAGAGGGACGCCCCUAAGGAACGCAAGCAGCCGGAGGUCUCCCCUGGACUCUCCCCUGCGGCCCCGCCGCAGCCAGGCCCAAAGCGAGCACCCAGGCAGGGAGAAAGACGAGGGUCUGGUAACAGAAGUACAGAGGGGAAGCAAGACAAAACUGAAUGGAGGCCGUCUUUCAGGGAAUACUGUCCCUAUGGAACACAAAGACAAGUGGAAUUCUCAGUGGAACGACUAGUGGAAAGAUUAGACUAUGAAAGACCAGUAAGAGGUCGUGGUGGAGGAAGAGGCAGAAUGAGAGGUAGAGGAAGAGGUGGUGGAUUAAAUGGAAGUUCUGAUAGAUUUGACCAAAGAAGAAAACGGGAACCUGUAAGACAAAGUGGGCAUGAUAAAACUGGGACAGAACAGACUGCAUCCAUGGAGGAGACAGUGGAAACUCCUGAACAGCCAGGGACAUCUGAAGGAGAGCCUCUGAGCAAAGCUGCUGAAGGAGAGCCAAUGGAAGAAGUGGUUCAAGAGAUGACAUUAGAUGAGUGGAAGAAUCUUCAGCAACGGAAUCGACCAAAACCUGAAUUCAACAUCCGGAAGCCAGAAUCCACUGUUCCUUCCAAAGCAGUGGUUAUUCACAAGUCAAAAUAUAGUGACGAUUUGCGAAAAGAAGACUUUGAAGAUGAUUCUCAUGUCUUUCGAAAACCAGUAAAUGAUAUAACUUCUCAGUUGGAUAUUAAUUUUGGGAAUCUUCCUCGCCCUGGCCGUGGAUCAAGAGGAGCACGAGGUGGUCGUGGUCGUGGCAGAAGACCUGAAGAGACAGGACCUCGACCAGAAGCAGUGGUACAGCUUGUGGCUCCAAAUCCUGAUGAUCCUGAGGAUUUUCCAGCUUUAGCUUGAAGACCCAUUGUGAAUGGUGGUAUCUCAAAGUUGCUUUGUAACUAUGAAGAGACCAGUUCUAUGCUGGUGUGGAUUAAGGAAGCCUGUUUCCUUCUGGAAAGUUUUUUGGUGUUUGGUGUGGAAUGAUUGCAGCUGUCUGCUGAUAGAGUUGGGUUCUGGAAACAUGGGUGGACUGGGUCCUGUCACAGGUUCCAAUGUCUGCCUCUAUUUGUGAAACUUAUGGGAAGGCUUAUAGUACUUCCCUACUAGGCUUCAAGUGACGUUAAAGGGAAGAGUGUUUAAAAAUGUAUAUAUAGAGAUUAUAUCAAGUUCUCCAUGACACCAUGGUGAAAUGUAAACUGUACAACAUGAUCUACAACUGGGACUCAAUUUCACUGUACAUUUGAAAGCUGUUUCCUUUAGGUGAAGUGUAUAUUUCAGAUAGUUGCAAGUUGCAGUUCUUCAGAGUCUGGCAAAUAAAGAGAAGUGCACAUUGCUUUGGGUUUGAGGUAUUAUUUUAAGAAGUUGGAGUGGUAGGUGGAAGCUUUUGCUAUUUGGAUGUAGUCUGGGGGAAAAAUAGUGUGGGGGAGGGAACCCCAAACCCUAAACAGCAAUCUGUACACACCAAAAAAAGUGAACAUCUCUCUAAAUGGAAGUGAUCUUCAAAAUCAAAGCAGCACAGAUGCUUUGAAUUAACACCUAGCAUAAAUCCUACUUCAGUAACAAGAUAUAGUCUGCAAUUACUUCGAAGAUUAAAAUAAGAAUUUUGAUCUAAAGACAGAACUGUAUUAUUAAGAAAGCUUUUAAUUUUAGCAGGGGCAACUAAAAUGUUUCAUGCCUUAUCAAGAAAUUUGUGAUGAUGGGGAUGAGGUGCAAUGUUCUUUCAUUGCAGCUUUAACAUACUUGAGCCAGAUUUUCUGUUUACUGUCCAAAGGGACACUGAGAGUCAUUCUGGGGGAUCUGAGAGAAACAAGAAAAUGGUGCCAGAGGUGAUGACAGAAAGAAAUGAGAGGACAAGCACACUGGACCUUUUGGAAGUCUGUCAGCCUCAAAGGAGUCUUCAAAUGCCUGCUCAACUUGAACACAUUCUUUCAAUUUACUGGGAAAGCAGAUGACUAUAAACCUUUCACUUUCCCAGUUCUGUGCCUCACUUCUAAGCAGUCUCUGAGAUCAAAUAGUGGAUGAUACUUAGAAGAAAAGAAAGUUUUGCUUUGGAGUAAACUUUAAGAGUACUCACAUUCUUAAAAGACUUUCUUACUAAUAAGGCUUUACUCAAAUAGGAUGUAGUCAUCCUAGAAAAACUCUUUUCUAAUAGCUCCGAACAGAUGGUCAGCAGAGUAGCUCAGCCUAGAGGAUUUUUUUUUUUACAUUGUUAAACUACUUACAUGACAAUUUUCUAUAACAUGAGAUUUUGUAUUCUGCAAGUUUAUUGUAGUGGCACACAGAGAUGCUCUGACUUGCAGUAGAAUAGGAAGAACAUCCGAAAGCAAAGUGCUGGUGUUAGAGGAACCCAUGUUGCUAUUUUGAGUAAAUGAACUGGAUGAAAUAAUGCACGACUACUUCACUUUGUAGUCACAAAUAAGUUAUUUGAAAUCAUUGCAGUUUAAGAUUUACCUGAUGUUGCCCAUUUUACAGGUGUUGUUUUUCUUCCAAAAAUGGCAAUUUAAUCAAUGUGGAAUAGAAGUGAUUUUGUCUGUGGGGUCUUGGUAUCUUUCACUUGUUCUUCCCUUCUUGUUCCCAUUUUCCCACUGGACAGGGAAGAAUGUGUCUGAAUAUUUAUUUCUAUUUUUACUUGCUGGGGUGAGUGUAUGCAUAGAGAUGUGGAGAGCUUCUUUGCAGGGCUUCCUUCUAUUUCCCAUCAUGUUUUGAAUGUAGCCUUCUAUUCUACUACCACCUCUUCUUGCUAAGGAAGGUGUUCAUAUACUUAAAUGUAACCCUCCCUUUUUUCUACUAAAAAUUUAAAUCUUUGCUGUGCUGUGCUACUGGGCUCAAUCUGCUGUGAUGCAUUCAGUUUAGUUCUGACUGUUCUCUGGGAAGGCUGAGAGAAUUGCUUUAUUUCUCAAUCUCCUUUCUGCUGUUGCAAAGUUACUGUUAAUUCCUCUAAAUCUGAUCUGCCUUUCAAAACAGAACGACAAAUAGGUCCUUUGGGGAAUGCUUUAAAGGACUUGUGAAAAUCUAUCUGUAUAAUCCACUUUUGAUCAGCAGAUUAUUAAACUCUUGGUUAAAAGGAAAAAAAGGCUGGUUACAAGACUGUUCAAUUAAAACUAGAACAAACUAACCAACCAAAACUAAAAAAUACAACCCAUCCAAUCCAAAACUUUGUAAGAAUGAGAUUUUGUGUAACUGAUUACUGCUUAAACCACAAGUUUCUUGGAGCACCUAUGUGUGACAAUUUUAUUUUUCAGUCUGUCAGACUUGAAUAUGGCUUAAGAGUUUCUCUAGUUGAUGGUAUAUCCAAGUGUAUAAAAGAAAUUAUUAAUUUUAAGUGAUGACAGUGAUGCAAUUUCUUUGCCUAGCUGUGUUAACAGAGCUGUAAAUCUCUGUCAUCUGUCAUAUUUCAGGUACCAAAAUAUCUGUAUCUGUUAAGUACAGAUUUGCUGCUGUCACUCCUGGUGUAGCUUUUACUCCUUCAUGUAAAGCAGUUGGCAGCAGGUGUAAAUAUACACACACAUGCUAGUAGAACAUUGCAUGCAUAUUAAAAAGAGAUUAAAUU